Paramormyrops kingsleyae is the source of this 5959-nucleotide messenger RNA. RefSeq names its product ring finger protein 41 (gene rnf41). Gene Ontology annotation, cellular component: plasma membrane signaling receptor complex. Gene Ontology annotation, biological process: protein ubiquitination; regulation of canonical NF-kappaB signal transduction. Lineage: Eukaryota; Metazoa; Chordata; Actinopteri; Osteoglossiformes; Mormyridae. The record is from RefSeq and is a predicted model, not a curated record. Gene Ontology annotation, molecular function: zinc ion binding; ubiquitin protein ligase activity.
GCGUAGAUCGCAAGGCGGAGGAUGGGUUUUAACGUGUGACAGGAACUGGAAGGCGUACAGGCGACCUCCUAGCUGGCUCCCUCGGUUAGGGGAAUUGGCUAGUUUCAGCUGAGACAGCAAGCUGCGUGUGGAGGUUACUCGUAAAUUCAGCCAGAAGAGCUGGUCCAUGUGAUGUUCAGGAAAGACAGGAGAAUUUGGCACAAUAAAGAAUCUGGAGCCAUGUGUGACUGAGGGAUGUGCCAUGGGCUACGACAUCACCAGGUUCCAGGGUGAGGUGGAUGAGGACCUGCUUUGCCCCAUCUGUAGCGGGGUCCUAGAAGAGCCAGUGCAGGCUCCUCACUGCGAGCAUGCCUUCUGCAAUGCCUGCAUCACCCAGUGGUUCACGCAGCAGCAGAUCUGUCCUGUGGACCGCACCGUCGUCACAUUGGCCCACCUGCGGCCCGUACCGCGCAUCAUGCGCAACAUGCUGUCCAAGUUGCAGAUCACCUGCGACAACGCCGGCUUCGGGUGCAAGGCUGUGCUACGGCUCGACCAGCUGCAGUCGCACCUCAAGGAUUGCGAGCACAACCCCAAGAGGCCCGUCACCUGCGAAGAGGGUUGUGGGCUUGAGAUGCCGAAAGACGAGCUGCCCAACCACAACUGCAUCAAGCACCUGCUCAGCAUGGUGCAGCAGCAGCAGUCUAAGAUCGCAGAGCUGGAGAAGACCGCGGCUGAGCACAAGCACCAGCUGGCAGAGCAGAAACGGGACAUCCAGUUGCUGAAGGCCUACAUGAGGGCUAUACGCAAUGCCAACCCCAACCUGCAGAACCUGGAGGAGACUAUAGAGUACAACGAGAUCCUGGAGUGGGUGAACUCGCUGCAGCCGGCCCGGGUGACACGUUGGGGUGGCAUGAUCUCCACGCCGGACGCCGUGCUGCAGGCAGUGAUCAAGCGCUCCCUGAUUGACAGUGGCUGCCCGCUGUCCAUCGUCAACGACCUGAUUGAGAACGCCCACGAGCGCAGUUGGCCGCAGGGCCUGGCCACGCUGGAGACGCGGCAGAUGAACCGGCGCUACUACGAGAACUAUGUGGCGAAGCGCAUCCCGGGCAAGCAGGCGGUGGUGGUGAUGGCCUGCGAGAACCAGCACAUGGGCGAGGACAUGAUCCUGGAGCCAGGCCUGGUCAUGAUCUUCGCCCACGGGGUGGAGGAGAUCCUAUAGGGCAGAGAGGAGGAAGGUUUGGGAGAGGCACGUCAAGAACACAAUGCUCCUCUCCCUCCUCUCCCCCAUCAAACAUUAACAGUCUCCCAGGUUCCGAAUUUCUGUGGAGGUCAGCCGAAUGAAGGAUGAGGGUGGCAACUGGACAGCACUGAUGGAAGUGCAACAUUCCCCCCUCAGCCAGUAAACGUUCAUAAAACUGGACUGAAUAUACAGCAAUGUCUCUAGCGUUUGUCUAUGCACAUGCAAUUUUAGUAAAUGUGAACCAGAGUAAUAUGACUGACAGUGAAACCUACACUAAAGCUUGAUCUGCUCUCUGUACCUCUCUAGAGCUGUCUCCAGCUACUGUCUACUCAGGCUUGCAAUACUUAUUUUUAUGACCUACUUCCAGUUACAUGGACAGGCUACAAUAAAACAUUACAAUAAACGAUAAGGGACUAAAUGCAUAGUACUGCUGUAUCUACACUUGAUGUUCAAUAUAAUCUAAUCGGUCUCUUAUUCUGGCGUUGUUGUUUCUGAACACUAGUGCAACAGGACCUCUGGAUGCUUUAAGCUGAAGGCUCAGGAGCUCUGUGUUCUCGGCUCGGCUCCACCGUAACGCAGAAACAGGCUGUUCACGGCUGGCAAACUGCAGGGCCUGCAAUGCAGCAGAAUGACGAGGAAGAGGCAAUGAAAAUGAGGAAAUCGCACCACAGUGUGACCCCUCUCUCCCCAGCCCAUUUUUUUAUUGACCUGGCCUGUGGUGAGGUCUGUGUUGAACCAAUUUCUCAAGAGACCACUGGGAUUUUACCCACCUAGAUCCGCCAGGAGGAAUUUUAUAGUAGUAAUUCUGAUCUCUUUUAUCUUUCCUUAUUUUUACCACAUAUCACAGACUCUGCCCCCAUGUGUCGUCCGAUAUUCUAUUUAUUUCAUAUCAGAAAAUACUUAUUUAAGCAGCAGAUGGGUAGUAUGAACAGGGCUGGGGUCCAUCCCCUCCAAGAGUGACUGUAGGGUGAAGAAGAUUGCAUUGUCACCCAUAGCCAUUUUGGAAUCUUUGUGUUGGAAAUGUGAAGCCUUUCAAAGAGAAGAUGUGAUUCUUGUUUUUUUCUUGUUCUCACCAAAGCUGUUGUGAAGGGUUUGGGAGAAUGGCCACUGCAUCUCUGUCUGCCACAGUUUGUCUCUCUGAGCCAACAUGAAGUCUCUCAACAUGUGAUGCAAGCCAAGUGGAAAAUGAGCCAAACCUAACAUGCCUUUUACUCUGAGAUGAAGCACUUUCCCCAUUGUAAUUCAUGGUUAAAAUGGGGAAACUUGACGUGAACUGAAUUGUUAGUAUGAAGUCUCUGGGAAUCUGGAACCGGUGGACCCCCCCCUCCCACCCCCCACCUCAGUCAGUGGAGUGUAGCUGGUCUUUGUAUUGUUGUUCAUUAAAAUGUUAUGGCCAUUUGCCAUGCUAUAUUUUUCCAUGAACACUUAUCAAGGUUGAUUUUUGUGUAUGAAGUUAUUUUGUGUGCAGUUGAUUCAUCUUGCAGUAAACUAAGGUGUGUUUGUGUUUUUUCUUGGAUUUUUCCUUGUAGUUAAGAAGAAAUGGGUCAGGUUGCAACUGUUUGUGUUCUUUUGUACAUCUUAACUCACAUUGCUAUUCUCCAUUUUGUUUAAGCCUUCAAUCAGUGUGGAUGUAUUCUUAAAGUAUAGUACAAAAACAUCCAACAGAAUUUCCCCCUCUAAGCUAGGCAGGGAAUAAGUCUUAAAACAUUGUUUUACAUUCAGUAAGGCCAUGCUGCAGUCAAUGUAGAUGUUCUAGAGUAGUGGUUCUCAACCUUUUUUGACCCAAUUUUUACCAUGCCAGCUCGGUCAUGGCCCUAAAUCCAGUAUAAGUUUAAAUUAAAGCUAUGAUCAAGCAUGCAGUGCACUCUGCAAAUUAUGCCAAACAAUGCCUAUCGCACAGAUCUGAUUGGUGUACCAGUGAAUUUUAAAUUAAGCAUCUGUGGUUUGGUUUCUUGGAUUGGCUGAGUUUUGUGGUAAGCGUUUGCAGAUCAAUUAAUAUGGGUUAAUUCUAGGAUUAGGGCUGGAAAAUCUGAUCGUGGGUCAGCAUAGGAGCUUGGAGUGGUACCGCGGUAUACGUCCACUUUGGAAUAAGUCCAACUUGGUAUUCGUCCUGUUUGGAUGCAAAAAAUUUUGCUUGGUAUACGACCUUUGUUUGGAAUACGACUGCUAGCACUUGUAUGGGUCAAAAUGAGUCAUGACACCAUGCGCUACCCUUGUUUACCUCUCUUGAGACAAAGCCAGAACUGCCCACCAGCGUCAGUAUGCCAGUUGCUACCAUUAAGUGAACAACUCGCGAUAUAACUCUUUUAACUUAUUUCAUCUAAUUGCUUUUGUAUUUACGUAUUUUAGUAUUAAGCAGUGUUGAAAUUAUUUUAUAAAACCCCAUUAAAUUAUAAUAUGCCAAUAACAAUAGGAUUUUUUUUUCAUGGGAACGGAUUAAUCAUUUUCCCUAUAUUUCUUACAGGAAAAAUUUGUUUGGUAUACAUCCUGUUUGGUAUAAGUCCAAGGAUCUGGAAAUGAUUAAGGACGUAUACUAAGGUACCACUGUAUUUACAUUGCCAACUCUGCCUGGCAACCCUUUCAGAACUUGUUAAGAAUCUCUGUUAUAGAGCAGGGGUCCCCAACUAUUUCCCCCAAGGGCCAAAUUCCAUCAACAACACUAAGCCAAUUCUACUAUGUCCAAAAAAAUUUGCUGACUUAGGGUAGGGGGACGAUCACAUUAAUUUCAGGUCAAGUAUGAUGAAUAACAGUUCUUGAUGCGGAUAAAGCUUUGCUGUAUGGUACUGUGGGAGCAUCCUGAUUCUCAGUCUUAUCUCGAUUUGGACUGCCACAGGGGCUGCGGCAGUUGAUCAUAUAUUUUUUUUUUCUUUGUGGAAACAUUAAUCGAUUAGUAAUAUGAGUAACAUCCUGACAGUUGUACAACCUAAGAGACUUUAAAACAUUUGGGACGUGCUGUCUGAUUAUGCAUUCAGUGAAGUGCUUUUCGUUUCCUGAUGUUUGCCAGAAUUUGGAGUUCUGCCAUUGGAUAUAAUCUUCCGAUGGAUUUAGAUAUUGGCUCGGAAAUGAAAGAAACUGACUGUCAUGAGACUGGCGAAUCAUGUCCAUGCAUUUGAUUUGCCUUUGUGAUAAGUUAGGGAUAAACUCAGACCGGCCCGUUCUGGUUUUGCUGUCAUGGUAGUUGCGUUUGGCAAGGCUGCUUUGGCAGUGACUGAAAGUUACAGCUGUGUGGGUGAUGUUCUUAUAUAUAUAUAUUCACCAUACCCUUAAUCAUUGUUCUUGUUGGUGGGAAAACCCAGAACAAUUUUCCUAUUGUCUGUAUUAAGUUUUGUUGUACAUAAUCAUUUUGUAUUCAAAAGCACUUAUAUACAUGUACCCAUUGUAAAGUGUGUGUGUGUGAGAGAGAGAGUUUGCUUGCCUUUGUUGUGUGUUUCCACGGUUUCAGGUUCCAUGCAGUUUCUAACCAUACUUCAUCAUUUUUACCUAUAAAUUAGUCCUUUCAAAUGCCUUUCACAUGAAAGCAAUAAAUAUAUUGUUAGUGUAUGUUUGUGGGUUAGUUAAUGGGCAUUUUAUGGUUGUGUGCAUUGACUUUUUCAUGUUUGAACUGAUCAGUUGGCUGUUAUGUUGGUUUUUGAAAUUAAUAUAUAUUACUGUGUGAAGCUUUGUGUGACCUUGAGUGGGGGGGAGUGUAGUUUUUGUCAUAAAGGAGCCCCUCUUUUUCACUGAAAUUUGACUUCAGAUUUAGGGCUGGUAUUUACACUGAUGUAAGUCGUUAGUGUGAGGCAUCAGAAUGCCAAUGGAGAUGGUGGCGCACACUGGGUUCAGGUAAAUAUUAUUUGGACCACAUUUGUCUACAUUUUUUUGUAAAUUCCUACAUGUAAAUCUAAUACAAUUAUAUUGAAAUAUUUCCUGACAUUAUGGCUAAAAAUGUGUUCCUUUUGUUUUUCUCGUUGGCAAGGGCAAGGGAAUUGUUUACAUGAAGCCUGACUCCAUGUCAGAGUUAAUUCCCUAAUACAGUUUUAAGAACUUUAUGGGAUGCAGUUGUGAUCAGAACUUUUGGCAGAGAAAUAGCUCACAGAUCUGUUAAUACUAUACUGAUAUUACAUGAAGGUGACAUAGACUACAGAUAAUUUGGUUUACCAUUAGAGAUGUUCACUCAUACUACAAACCACUGUUGGUUUUCUUUUUUUAAUUUUCUAAUCUUUUAUUUUUCUUCAGUAUGGCUGUCUAUGUGUUUCUCUCCUUAUCCUGCUCCCCACACACAGAUUUAAUCCCUGGUUUGCCCUUUCUGCCAGCCCAUGCUGUUUCACAAAGGACUUCCAUUUUUAUCCAGGCUUUUGUUGUCGGUGAAACGGAAUGCACCUUUCUAUACCAGCUCGCCAUUGCUUUAUGUCCCUCUGUAAGUUCUGUCACUUGUAUGGAAGUGGUACAUUGGUAAUUUGAAAACUGCAGUCACUUUGCUUUAUGUGUACAUACCAGCAGCAUGACUGACAUAAAGGCCUUUUUUGGCAUUUUCAAAAUGUUAGUUAAAUGAGCACUUAAGUAUUUACCAAAUUGUACGUUUAUUACAAAGCAGAUAACACCUCAAAUAAAGUGUUUUAUACCUAAAAUUUGAAAGAUCUUGUAUUAAUAUAUAUUUAGAUGUUUAUGCAAACUAAAAUGCAUGUUUACACGGACUUGACUGAUACAGACAUAAAUCUACAUCAGUGCAUGAAAGCAAGAAUAAAGGCUCAAUCUGAAUCU